Messenger RNA from Scheffersomyces amazonensis, 660 nucleotides. RefSeq lists its product as uncharacterized. The transcript has 6 exons. NCBI's taxonomy places the organism in Eukaryota, Fungi, Ascomycota, Pichiomycetes, Serinales, Debaryomycetaceae. Gene Ontology annotation, cellular component: Golgi membrane. Gene Ontology annotation, biological process: vesicle-mediated transport. The record is from RefSeq and is a predicted model, not a curated record. The coding region runs from base 46 to 468 and encodes 140 amino acids.
ACGUAAGAAUCCGAUAGGAACUCUGUAAAAUAUUCACCUUAAAACAUGAAUUUAGAUCAAUUCAAUGAUCUGGACCUUAACGGGCUUUUCCGAAUUGCCAACUUCACUGUGGCUGUUUUAUCGGUAUUAGCAGGAUUAUUUCAAUUGUUUGUGUCAAUUCAAUCCUUUGUUACAGGGUUAUACAUUAUUGCUUUUGGAGUAAUAAUCGGAGCUUUAGAAUUCAAAGUCCCAGCUGAAGCUUAUGCUUAUGGGUCAUUCUUGUUCUCCUUUAUCGGUAGAGGGGUCUUCUACACAUUGAUAGGUGUAAUUAUCAAUGGAAAUAGUAUUUUUAGAAUCAUUGCUUCUCUUGUUAUAUUCAUAAUAGGUUUAAUCUAUAUUGGAUUAGAAGCUGUUCCCAGCAUAUCUCCUCCAGAGAAUAUGAAUCCCGAGGGAAUCACAGUCGGAAUUAACGAUGAAGACAUUAUCUAGGAUUCCAUUUAUCAUAUUAUAUCAUAUUAUGAUAUUAGUAUUAUAAUCAUAAGAUUAGUUUAUAGUUCAGUAAUAUAUAUGUAUAUAUAUUAUAUGAGUCUAAUUUGUAUAGAUUUUCACACGUGACAUAAGCGUGACUUUCACGUGAAAAUCACGAAAAAUUAAAUAUAAUAAAUAAAUAUAUAUACAAAC